AUGCUGACGGGCCCUCAACAGGUGACAACUCAGCAGGCGACCUCUCAACUAGCGACUACUCAGCAACAGCCACGUAACGACUCGAAGAAGCGACGUAGGGUUGAUGACACUGAACCAUCUGCCAUUGAGCAGUUGAAGAAAAGGCGUGCGAAUGGCGGAGGAUUGCCGGCAGCAUUGAGUGCUACAAGCAGGAGAGUCACCGUAAUUGCAGGUCCGAAGCGCAGACCUGUCGUGCCCUCGGAGGGAGCUGCAGCUGUGCCAAUUAUGGGAGCAUCUUCUAGUCAGCAGCAAGGUCCUGGCGCACAACAAGCUUCAGCGUCCGCCCUGAUGACUGGACUCCCUGCUUCCACGAGCGCAUUGCAAGCUACACAGGAGAUACUUCAAGAGGCCACGCCGAACGCCCUAGCACGUCUUGACAGCACUCUGGAAGAUGUGAGCACUAACGCUUUCGCUCCAGAUGAGAUCUUCCAGAACGGUGUAGAGAUUAUGAGCAAAGUAAACGACCAGAAAACAGAAGAGGAGAACUUGGAGAACGCAGAGGUGAACAAAUCUGCAGGAAAUGACGCGACAGGUGAGCUAGGCAUUCCGCUCGAGUCUGCUGUUGUGACUGGCCAUUUUCAACAAGAUGGGAUUAAGGGUGGCAAGGAGGAGAGCAGCGUAGGAGGGAUCGUGGAAGGGGCAGUAGACGCUCAACGCAACAGAUAG
Fulvia fulva is the source of this 705-nucleotide messenger RNA. RefSeq lists its product as uncharacterized. The transcript has a single exon. NCBI's taxonomy places the organism in Eukaryota, Fungi, Ascomycota, Dothideomycetes, Mycosphaerellales, Mycosphaerellaceae. The record is from RefSeq and is a predicted model, not a curated record. The coding region runs from base 1 to 705 and encodes 234 amino acids.